AUUGCACCCCAUUAGACCACAUUGUGUCAUGUCAUACCUUUUUGUACCCUCUCCUGUCUUCAUGCAGAGGUCAAAAUGGCGCCGAGAAACAGAAAGUUAGCUCUUUCAGUGCUUCCUCACCUUCUUGAUGCCCAGAGAAAACUCUUCAGUGAUAUCGACGAUGACCUGGUUGACCGUCAAAAACAGCAGCUUCGUUCCUGCCUACAGCUAUGGCGAAGCGAUGACUCUUCAACCAGAAAGUGGGCAAACACGAGGGCACGUUCGCUGCUAGCUAUGGUCUACGAAGACAAAUAUUUGGGUGCCCCAGUGUUCAUUUUGUGUGCUUUAGGAAUAAGCGUGACGAAGUUGGGGACACUUAACCCAGUUGAAGCUAUCGCGGAGAUUCGCAAGUGGUGGAGAAAUGUUGAACAUCCAGCCGGGCUGAUAAUGUGCUCCAAGCGUUAUGUACAAGAAAAUUGGGAUGUAUUUUCAAUAUUCAAAGGGCAGGCAAGUCCGACGCCGCCUCCCACAAUUGUGUAUUUCACAAUUCCCGAGCUUUUCAACUUCUUCCAAUCCAAAGCUUCUUCUCCGAACUUGCAGAUGACAUGCCCAAUUUCUGGCCAGCCACUACCAACCAUUGAGAUAGAUUUGAACGGUAGAAGCGCAAAAAUUGAGUUUUCACUGAGGGCUAGCCAGGCGUUGAUUCAACAUAAACUGAUCUCGCAGGCUGCUGAUGGAAAAAACGCACAGACGGGUGUUGAAAGUACAGACAGAUUUGUCCCGGCGAUAUAGUCACAAUAUAAUAACCAUUUCCAUUCCCUGUCACGACGUUCGAUACUGGAUCGCUGUCGACCCUAACAGCCCCCCAACCGCAGUUUUGGGUGACAAGAACCGCCCUAACUGAGGAAUCUGCUGUUGUAACUUCUUGCCCGUCGGUGUUGCAUAUAGUCCAGCUCUUGUCUAGUUUUAUAUCCACAGAAGGACCGGCAUUCUGCCAUUCUCGAACCUCUCUCCUGGCUAUUUCAAGCAAUUUAUCGUCAUCAUGAGCGAUCGCAGUGACAUCUAUUACUUGAGGGCCUUCAGCCAUGGGCUCGUUUCGAUCAAACUUGGAGGAUAGUUUUCGGGCUAACGCUUUGUCGAAUGCAACCCUUGAUUCAGAUAACGAUAAUUGAAGACCUCACUAGGAGAAAUUGUGAAACUCGGCUGUGGCAGAUUUCAG
Messenger RNA from Aspergillus sclerotioniger CBS 115572, 1198 nucleotides. RefSeq lists its product as uncharacterized. The transcript has 3 exons. Bases 76 to 771 code for a protein of 231 amino acids. The record is from RefSeq and is a predicted model, not a curated record. Lineage: Eukaryota; Fungi; Ascomycota; Eurotiomycetes; Eurotiales; Aspergillaceae.